Cyclocybe aegerita is the source of this 849-nucleotide messenger RNA. Lineage: Eukaryota; Fungi; Basidiomycota; Agaricomycetes; Agaricales; Hemipholiotaceae. The record is from the annotation of a GenBank genome assembly.
AUGGAGCUGAGUAAAAGCGACUUCAUACGCCUGUACGAGUCGAACCUGAUACCUCUGAGAGUCGUUUUGGCGGCCUUGGUCUGGGUUCUCCACGACUACUUUAUUACCUUGGAGGACGAGGUGGUAUACAUCUGGAGUCAGAAACGGAGUUUAGGGAAAUUUAUGUUCUUAUGGGUACAUUGGUGCAUCUCACUCUCAAAGACAAUCACAGUUGAGGCUAUGUUGGCACACCAGGUUCGGUACUACACUAUAUUUCUGGUCGCUUUCGACACACUCCAAAUCCAUACCUUCGCCAUCCCGGGGGUUGCUACCGAUAAGUUAUGCGUUGCUGCUGACCCUGUCACCCGACUAGCAGGGGCGAUAAGCCUCUGGUCGGUUGAAAUCAUCAUGCAACUUAGGAUCUACGCCCUCUUCAACCGUUCGAAACCUGUUGCCGUAUUCAAUGCCCUGCUCUUUCUCGCCUCGAUUGGAAUCUUUCUCUGGAUUAUGAUAGUUAACGCUAUGAAGCGGGGGAAGGCAAUCUCUCAAGCUCUCCACCUACCUCUCCCUGGUUGCCCAGUCAUCAAUGGUGGAACCGAGUGGUCGCUCUGGAUCGCCCCGACUGUCUUCGAAUUCAUUCUCUUCCUUUUCGUGGUUUACAAGAGCCUUGUGUCAGUAUCAGCGCGUAUUAGGCUCAACCAGCGUGUAUCCUUGACUGCAGUGCUGUUGCAGGAGAAUAUGCUGUACUUUUUCAGUGUCGCCUGUCUUUUAAUAUUUAAUAACUUGAUGGUCGUGGGUGCCACCCACAUUCCGUGGUUUGGAUUCGGCGAUAGGGAUCGUAACAUGCCGCAUGCUGAUCCAUCUUCGUAA